AUGUUGGUGACACGCGAGGAAAAGUGGUUUCGCGCGGCUGCUGGCAUGGCUGCAGAUGUCCCGUGUCGCAGCGGGGAGCGGAGAGCAGUUGCCCUGCGUGAUCUGGAAGCAUCUGCGUGGUAUAUACACACACACGCACAACCAGUAGAAGAGUCUCUGCUGGAAAAAUAUGGAUUCCCUGAAGCUGGAACAGAGACCAGAUGUUACACAAAUCAUGCACUGUCUUAUGACCAGGCAAAACGGGUGCCUAGAUGGGUGAUUGAACAUAUUUCCAAACAGAAGACAUUGGGCAAUGCAGACCGAAGGCACUGUAAAUUCAGACCAGAUCCUAACAUCCCUCUAAUGUUUAGCGCUGUCAAUGAAGACUACCUUGGGAGCGGGUGGUCACGAGGACACAUGGCACCAGCGGGAGAUAACAAAUUUUCAACAAGGGCUAUGGCUGAAACGUUUUACCUGUCUAACAUCGUGCCUCAGAAUUACGAAAAUAAUGCUGGAUUUUGGAACAGAAUGGAAAUGUAUUGUCGGGAAUUGACUGAGAGAUUUGAGGAUGUUUGGGUAGUUUCUGGACCUCUGACCUUGCCUCAAACAAAUGAUGAUGGAAAGAAGAGUGUUACUUAUCAGGUAAUCGGAAAGGAUGAUGUAGCUGUGCCAUCCCACCUAUACAAGGUGAUCCUUGCCAGACGGAGCAGAACGUCCUCAGAGCCCUUGGUACUGGGGGCUUUUGUGGUGCCAAACGAUCCCAUAGGCUUCAGCCACCAGCUGACCGAGUUCCAAGUAAAUGUCGAAGAUCUGGAAAAAAUGUCAGGUUUAGUUUUUUUCCCCCAGGUGGACAAAACCAAAGCUAUUAAAAAUAUCUGUGAGGUGGAUACCUGUAAACUGAUGGGCUUCCAGGAAUUCACUUUGUACAUCACUGCUCGAAAAGUGCAGAGUGCCCGUACGUUGCACCGGUUGGAGAAAGCCAUGUCGGAGUUAAGGGAGGCAGGAAUUGAGCCUGAUGAGUAUCUUCUAAAGCUUCACAGGAAGAAGGAAGAAGAACUACUGCAGGAAAAACAAGUAGUAGCUAGAGAGGGGAAAGCUGGCUGAGUACUUGUUCAGGAAGAUGUUUGGGCUUUUGUACUUUGAAAGAGGAGCUGAAGGCAAGCACAAAAGAUGGGCUCUAUGAAUUAUGCUUUUUGGAAUCGUGAAAACAAUAAAGAAACAUUUGGAAGCCGA
Molecule: messenger RNA, 1212 nt
Organism: Opisthocomus hoazin
Lineage: Eukaryota; Metazoa; Chordata; Aves; Opisthocomiformes; Opisthocomidae
Source: RefSeq, a predicted model, not a curated record